AUGUACGCGCACGCGCCGUCGAAGGAGGUGGCGCUCGAGGAGUUCGAGCUCUACGCGCUCGAGCGCAUGCGCGUGUUGAAAGCGAUCGACGACGGGCUCUCGCGAGGGAAGAAGCCCGCGGAGAUGGAGCUCCUGAUCACGAAGGAGGACAAGCUCCUGACGCGCGGAUCGCUUCACCUGGAGGACGAGGAGACGAGGAAGGACGAAGUCUCGCACUUCGCGCUGCGGCUCGCGUACUGCAGGACCGAGGAGCUUCGACGGUGGUUCCUCGCGCAAGAGUGCGCGCUGUUCCGGCACCGCUUCAGGCAGCUCAGGGGCGCGCAGCAGGCGGCGUUCUUGCAGCACAACGGGCUGGACUACCACCCGAUCGACGCGAAAGAGUUUGAACGCGUCCGCGCCGACCUCCACAACACGCUCAACGGGAUGAUGCGCAAGGACGACGCGAACGCCGCGCUCGCGAACGGCGCGUCCGGGUUCUACGCCGUCCCGUUCGAGGAGGUGUCCGACCUCGUCCGCGGACGCCGAGUGUUCAUGUCCGGAGGCAAGGCGUACGUGCCCCAGGACCAACUCGCGUCGCUCGUCGUCGGCGCGUUCCGGUCGCGGCUGUCCAAAGCCCUCGUCGUCGCGUCCAGGCGGUGGGCGCAGCACGUCGCGGGCGAGGAAAAGGAGCGGCUCGCGCCCGUGGUGCUGUCGCUCUCGAAGCGGUACCUCGGCAGGGACUACGGGAAGGCGGGCGGCGCGAACGGCGAGGGCGGCGGCGACGUCGUCACGCUCAAGGACCUCAACGGCGCCGCCGCGAAAUCGUUCCCGCUGUGCGCGAAGAACUUGUUCAACAUGGUGAAGAAGGAGCACCACCUUCGGCACGAGGGCAGACGGCAGCUGCAGCUGUACCUCAAAGGCAUCGGCUUAUCCCUGGAGGAGGCGAUGCUGUUUUGGAAGACGGAGUUUUGCAAGAAAAUCCCAGCGGAGAAGUUUGAGAAGGAGUACGCGUACGCGGUGCGACACGCGUACGGCAAGGAGGGUAAGCGCGUGGAUUACACCCCGCACACGUGCAUGAAGUGCAUCAGCGCGAACCCCGGCCCGGGCGAGCACCACGGGUGUCCGUACAAGACGUUCGGCGAGGAGAGCUUACGCGCGGCGCUCGGCGGCUUGCAGAUCACGGGGAGACAAGUGAACGAGAUCGUCGACAAGGCGAAGGGGAAGCACUACCAGAUCGCGUGCGGGAUGACGUUCGAGGCGGUGCACGGCGGGAAGAGCAUCGAGCAGGGCGUGCAGCACCCGAACCAGUGGUUCCAAGAGAGCCGGAAAGCGCUCGGGUUCGGCGGGAAGGAUGAAAACGACGCGCCGACGCCCGGCGGGGAGCCGGUGACGCCGGGGACGGCGACCGCGCGGCCGGCGCGACCGUCCGUGCCCGCGUCCGCGUGA
This is a messenger RNA of Micromonas pusilla CCMP1545, 1425 nucleotides long. RefSeq lists its product as uncharacterized. The record is from RefSeq and is a predicted model, not a curated record. Gene Ontology annotation, cellular component: alpha DNA polymerase:primase complex. The transcript is spliced from 2 exons. Gene Ontology annotation, biological process: DNA replication initiation; DNA replication, synthesis of primer. NCBI's taxonomy places the organism in Eukaryota, Viridiplantae, Chlorophyta, Mamiellophyceae, Mamiellales, Mamiellaceae. The coding region runs from base 1 to 1425 and encodes 474 amino acids.